Molecule: messenger RNA, 2332 nt
Organism: Petromyzon marinus (sea lamprey)
Lineage: Eukaryota; Metazoa; Chordata; Hyperoartia; Petromyzontiformes; Petromyzontidae
Gene: ERLEC1
Product: endoplasmic reticulum lectin 1
Biological process (GO): endoplasmic reticulum unfolded protein response; retrograde protein transport, ER to cytosol; ERAD pathway
Cellular component (GO): endoplasmic reticulum lumen
Source: RefSeq, a predicted model, not a curated record
UCAACAAGCAACGCAAUGGUAACAAUAAUAAUAGUUCCGGAAUCGAUUCGGUGGAAUCAUCGUGCGUGUCGCGUAAUCGUGGAGUCGGCGAAGAGGAACACAUCCGUUGGCCCACGGAAUAAAGCAAUGUGCACGGGGCGGACGAGACGAGGUGGUGGAGGUGAUGAUGGUGAUGAUGGUGGUGGUGGUGGAAGAGGAGGAUGGGGGAGAGGAGGAUGGGGGAGAGGAGGAGUGAAUGUGAACUUAGCCGGGGGUCUCUGUCUACUCGCGCUCUGCGGGACAGCCCGGGCCGGCCUCCUCUCGGACGACGUGCCAUUCCACAUUACCUGGCCGGGACACGAGCUGACGUUGCCAACGUCAGGUGCGUUGUACCGCGAUGAGGAUUACAUCAUCAUGACGACGCAAGGAAACGAGCGGUACAAGUGUAUGUUGCCGACCGUGGAGAGGGCAGACCAGGAUGACGAAGAGAUGGGAAAGGCUCCCGACCCAGACGUGCUUUUGGAUCCGUUGUUUAAGCAAAACAGCUGCUCCUAUCGGAUCGAGCCCUACUGGACGUAUGAAGUUUGCCAUGGGCGACACGUUCGCCAGUACCACGAGGAGAAAGAGUUUGGGCAGAGAGUGACCGUGCAGGAGUAUUACCUGGGAUACAUUGCCAAACAUGACCCAGAGCUGACAAAAAGCACUGAAACGCAAAGCAAACACGAGUCAACAAAGAACAAUAAUAUCCCGAUGAAGAACAUCGACGGGCAGAUGACGGCCUACUACCCGGUUGAGAUGGGUGACGGCACGACGUGUGGACUGCGUGGCGGCGUGCCGCGCCGCGCCUCCGUCCUCUACGUGUGCCACCCCAAUGCGCGCCACGAGGUUCUCUCCGUGGCCGAGGUGACGAGCUGCGAGUACGAGGUGGUCGUGCUCACGCCGCUGCUGUGCCGCCACCCAAAGUACAAGUUCAAGACGACGCCCAUCAAUGACAUUCACUGCCAGUCGUUCCCCGGGUCUCCCGCGCGGCCUCAAAGCCUCGACCGCAUGGAGCAGGAGCAGAAGGAGAGCAGCUUGCCCCGCGACACCUUCCAAAGGACCAGACAGGCCGUGCAGGAGAAAUCUGCCCCACCUGACUUGGCGAUGAAGGCGGCUGAGCAGGCCCACAAGUCUCGUGCCACGGCACAGGUUGGCGGGCAGAGGACGAUGACGCUCAUCUCGUCUGUGACUGACGAGCAGCUUCUCCGAGCGUUCCUGGCCGGAUCGCACUGCUUCCACGGGGGCGUCGGGUGGUGGAAGUAUGAACUGUGCUAUGGCAGGCACGUGCAUCAAUACCACGAGGAGAAGGAUGGCACGAGGACGGUCAUCGUGGUCGGCACGUGGAACAAGGAGGAGCACGCGGUCUGGGCCAAGGGAAGCACCCCCCGUGCCUACCAGCGCGCAGCCGAUGGUACUCUCAAAAUCAAAUCCGUGUCACAUUUUUAUGGCCAUGGGGACGUGUGCGACAUAAACGGAAAGCCCAGACAAGUUAUCGUCAAGCUGAAAUGUAAAGAGUCCGAUUCCCCGCACGCGGUCACGGUGUACAUGCUGGAACCCCACAGCUGCCAGUACAUACUCGGGGUGGAGUCAUCCCUGAUGUGUCGCAUUUUAGACUCGGCAGACGACGCUGGACAAUUGUCACUUCCGCCGUGAUCGCGUCGCCCCCCCUCCCAACGUCCGCUCGGGAAGGUCACCCAAGUCGCCGUGGCCCAGGAACCGGAUCCUCGCCGUGGCACCCGUAACCCAUCGCCGCCGCCGCCGCCACCUGACCAUCGUUCCAAAGCGGGGGGAACCCCCUCUGCGAGAUUCCCGUUUUAAACACGUGCCACGUCCGAUCCCGGGGGGGGGGCAACCCGAAUGCUCUCGGUUCUGUUGAAACAGAAAAUGAAGCAGUGCCUCAUGAACUUUGACCUCUUCACGUGAUGCUCUGUGAUGCUGAAUAAUGUCGAUAUUGGUGUUUUUUUCUUCUGAAGAGGUACCCAAGGAGAUGCCACGCUGAACAAGACAUGCGGUAGCCGCGGGAACUUGAGCGGCGUUUCUCUUAGACCUGGGUUAGCGAGCGCUGUUAUUUACUCGGAUGAGUGUAUGCGAGCUAUGUGUAUAUUGGGGAGCCGUACGCAGACGUCUGUAAUUUUUUGUUGUUGCUGGUGUUUUUUUUUGCGUAAAAUAUUUUCUCUAAUGGUCUGCGGAAGUGAUGGAAUGUUACCCGUAAUUAGAAUGACCUUGUAAUGAAUAUGAGUAAAUUCUAAUUUGUACUAUAAAUCAUUUCUGCACAAAGUUAUUUUUUUCUGGGAAUAAACUAUAUGCAGCGAUG